CGCUUCCGUUUCAUCACAUCCUCACGACGCCGACAACAGUCGACACCGCGAUCUGCAAACACUAAAAACAGAAAAAAACUCGUAAUCGUCGUAGUCAUGUCUUACGCGUUUGCGCUCUCGUUCGUCUGCGUCGCCUCGGCCGCCAUCGCCGCGGCCGCCACUGCCGCCGGGCCGCCACAGCAAGAGGACGGCGGCUCCGCCGGAUUCGGCACGGUCCUGUGGUCCGUGCUGGACGACUGUUUCUCCGGCGACGCGGCCGACACGGCCGCGGUGUGCCUCAAGUCCAGAGCUCUGACGGCGCUGGACAGGGCCCUCGGCAAGCCCGCCCUGACCGUCGUGGACGGAGUGACGCUGACCGCCCGGGCCGGCAAGUCUCUGCAGGCCACGGACCCGCAAGCCGACCGGGCCGACCGGGCCGCCCUGGACGCCGCCCCGGACGCCGACAGCAAGAGCGCCCUGCUGGACGACAUGCUGGCCAGCCGCAUGGACAGGCUCAUGUCGACCAGGACUAUCGUGUUGGACGGAGCCGCCGGUCAAGAAGGUCGUGGCAAGAAGAAGGACAAGGCCAUGCAACAGGCCAUGAUGAUGGCCGGCAUGAUGGCCGCCGGCGUCAUGGGCCCGAUGGCGUUGAAGAUCAUCGCCCUGAUGGCCGGCAAGGCGCUGUUGGUGAGCAAAAUCGCGCUGGUCUUGUCCGGCAUCAUAGCGCUCAAGAAACUGUUCCAGCCUCAGCAGUCGAGCGGCGGAGGCGGCGGACACGAGCACAUCGUCGAGUCGGCUCCUUCCGGCCACCAUUACGGCCGCAGCAUCGACGCCCACCGCGCGGCCUACUCGGGCCAAGUCCAAUAGCCGACAACGUCGUAGCAUCGUAAUGUCAUACGCGUUGACGAUAUCGCGGUUUUAUCCACUUCCGACGCGAUAUACUGCCAAUGACGUAUUGAUUAUCGUCAUCACCGUACGUGGUCGCCACAACUAAUUUAUUAUAUAUUUAUUUAUUUAUCUAUUUAUCGAUAUAAAUCAAGCCUCCGAUAUGUAUUCGUCGUGCGUAUUUCCAACACCUUCGUAUACGUUUAACUGUUAUCAUCGUCAACGUAUCAAAACGUACAACAACGAAUCGACUGUAUUAUAAUAUUUUGUAAUAUCGUAAUAUCGUGUGCCUGCGAGAACGACGAAUUUUUAUACGUUUUUUUUUUUUAAAAAUAUUUUUAAGAAACCGGUUAAUAUUUAUUAAUAUUUAUUUUUAUUGUGUUUUAAAUAUUGUGAUUUAUAUUCACGUGUUUAAUUAUAGUUAACAAAAAAAUAAACAUAAAUCUGAUUUCAAAAGUU
This is a messenger RNA of Aphis gossypii (cotton aphid), 1323 nucleotides long. RefSeq lists its product as uncharacterized. Bases 97 to 846 code for a protein of 249 amino acids. The record is from RefSeq and is a predicted model, not a curated record. Lineage: Eukaryota; Metazoa; Arthropoda; Insecta; Hemiptera; Aphididae. The transcript has 2 exons.